UUUAAGGUGGGAAAAGCCCGGAUGUCAAGACCGCGCGUAGACCGCGGAUCAAAGGAACUAGCCGCUGAGACCCCUGGGAGACAGACCGCGCGGGAGUGCGCAGGCGCGGACUACUGGCUAGUGGCCGAAGGUGAGGCCAUUGGGUAGUGCUGGCGCGAAGGGGCCAGUCGGUAGUAGAAAUCGGUUCAGGAAGCCAAGGAGGGAGGCAGGAGCCAGGGUGAAAACCAAGAAAAGAAAGAUACCAGGACCGAGGAAAACGGUGAGGGAAGCGAGAGUCCAGGCCCCAGGAAAGACAAGAAGGGAAGUAAGAACCUAGGAACCUGGAACGCCAGCUGGAAGCAAUGGAGCGAGGAACCCGGAGCCUGAAGCUGUUGUGAACUCAGCAAGGGCAGGAAUUUUGCCUUUUUUUCCCCUUCUCCCAGGAAAUCCAAGCGUCUGGAGUGCAGCUUGACACAACAGGCGGGAUAUUUGAGUGGCUUUUGUGCCUAUGUUUAUGAGUGGGAGAAGUCUACCUUAAUGUGACGUGGAGCUGAUUAUUUAAGAAAGUGUGUGACUAAUCUCCAGCUCAAAUGGAUUAGGAGCUGAAAAAGGAGAAAGUCAAAAGUCAGGAACAAGAGGAGGCUAACAUGACGUGGUAGCACUAUAAUUUAGUGAAAGUCAUCUCUUACCUUCUGAGAGAACCUUCUUCUGGGAACUUCCAGAUACACAGCCUUUUCUCCAGCUGCUGUCUCAGUGCUUCCUCUGGGCAUGCAGUGGCUCACCUGCCCUGGUGGAUCUUGUUCAGUCAGUCCUCUUGGAUAGGAUCCAUAACACCCCAGGUAGUCUCCAUUUAUGGGGUGCUCAUCUAAGUUUAAGGAAUUAAACCCAGGACCUCAUUCAUUCUAGACGAGCACAGUGCUACAACUAUGCUAUACUUCCAGCACUUAAAUUGUAUUUUUGUGAACUGGCCCUUCUCUAAAAGAGAAGCCCAAAGGAAAGACUGGUCAUCUCUUCCAAAUCUAAGAAUGAUGGCUCAGGGGUCAGUAUCAUUCAAAGAUGUGGCUGUGGACUUUAGUCAGGAGGAAUGGCAACACCUAGAUUCUGCUCAGAAGACUCUAUACAUGGAUGUGAUGUUGGAAAAUUAUUGCCACCUCAUCUCUUUGGGGUGUGACAUGACCAAACCUGAUGUGAUCCUCAAAUUGGAGCAUGGAGAAGAGCCAUGGACGUCAUUUGCAGAUCAUGCCUGCUUAAAAGAAAACUGGAAAGCUGAAGACAUUUUAAUGAAAUUCAAGGAACACCAAGAUCAGUAUUCUAGAUCAAUUGCAUACAUUAACCACAAAAAACUGAUAAAGGAGAAUAGUACUGUAUAUGAAAAGACAUUUACCUUAGUCAAAAAGCCUGCUAGUCUAAAAAAUCUACCUCCUAAAUAUGACACUCAUGAAAAGACUUUGGAAAAUGUUUCAGAAUUAAAAAUCUGUAAGCUAAGUCCUGUAAGAAAAAGACUUAAUGAGUAUAAUGAAUAUGGGAAAUCAUUCCUUAAUACUAAGCAAGAAACAGUUCAUCCCGAAAUCAAAUCCCAUAAUCAAAGUGGUAGGGUUUUUAGUAACAAUGAUGUAAUUAUGCAGUAUCAGAAGAUGGGAACUCCAACAUGCUCAUUUGCAUAUGAUGACUGUGAAAAAACAUUCCUUAAAAAGGGAGGCUUGAUUACACCUAAUAGAAUAUAUAGAGGAGAAAACCCAUCUAUUUAUAAUAAAAGGAGAAGAGCAACCAAUAUUGAAAAAAAACAUACCUGCAUUGAAUGUGGGAAAUCUUUCUGCAGGAAGUCAGUAUUGAUACUUCAUCAGGGAAUUCACACAGAGGAAAAACCCUAUCAAUGUCAUGAAUGUGGAAAUGCAUUUAGAAGGAAGUCAUAUCUCAUUGACCAUCAAAGGACUCACACAGGAGAGAAACCCUUUGUUUGUAAUGAAUGUGGUAAGUCCUUUCGCCUAAAGACAGCCCUCACUGAUCAUCAGAGAACACAUACAGGGGAGAAAUCCUAUGAGUGUCCACAGUGUAGGAAUGCCUUCAGAUUGAAGUCACACCUCAUUCGUCAUCAGAGAACACACACAGGAGAGAGACCGUAUGUGUGUAAUGAUUGUGGGAAGUCCUUCCGCCAGAAGACAACUCUCUCUUUACAUCAAAGAAUUCAUACAGGAGAGAAACCUUAUAUUUGUAAAGAAUGUGGAAAGUCCUUUCACCAGAAGGCAAACCUUACUGUACACCAGAGGACCCAUACAGGAGAGAAGCCUUAUAUUUGUAAUGAAUGUGGAAAAUCUUUCUCCCAAAAGACAACUCUCGCUCUUCAUGAGAAAACUCAUAAUGAAGAGAAACCUUAUAUUUGUAAUGAAUGUGGAAAAUCCUUCCGCCAGAAGACAACCCUUGUAGCACAUCAGAGAACACACACAGGAGAAAAAUCUUAUGAAUGUCCUCACUGUGGGAAGGCCUUCAGGAUGAAAUCAUAUCUCAUUGAUCACCACAGAACUCAUACAGGAGAAAAACCUUAUGAAUGUAAUGAAUGUGGGAAAUCCUUCAGUCAGAAGACAAAUCUCAAUCUACACCAGAGAAUUCACACAGGGGAGAAACCUUACAUCUGUAAUGAAUGUGGGAAGUCUUUUCGCCAGAAAGCAACCCUCACUGUACAUCAGAAAAUACAUACAGGACAGAAAUCCUAUGAAUGUCCUCAGUGCGGGAAAGCCUUUAGCAGGAAGUCGUAUCUAAUUCAUCAUCAAAGAACUCACACAGGAGAGAAACCUUACAAAUGUAAUGAAUGUGGAAAGUGUUUCCGACAGAAGACAAAUCUCAUUGUUCAUCAAAGAACUCAUACAGGUGAAAAACCUUAUGUUUGUAAUGAAUGUGGUAAAUCCUUCAGUUAUAAGAGAAACCUGAUCGUCCAUCAGAGAACUCAUAAAGGAGAAAACUUGGAAAUGUAGUAGGUCAAGCAAUUUCUUUGUGAAGUCUUUCCAAGCUAUUGUAAUCAUUUAGUUUAGAAAUAAAAGCAUGGGGCCAGGGAUUUAGCUCAGUGGCAUAAGCGCCUGCCUUGCAAGCAGGCAGUCCUGAGUUCGGUCCCCGGUACUGAUAAAAAAAAAAAAAGAAAGAAAGAAAAGCAUGCUAAACAUGUUCAUGUGAUUUUAAUCACAAAUGUAGUAAUAGUUAUUACAGUUUCUCACUAUAUAACUAUUUACUGUUUCAAAGCAUAAGAAAAGGAUGUGAUCAUUGUUACUGAACUCAGCCAUCUGUAAAGCUAGUUUUUAGCUAUUCCUGCUGACCCAAAUGCUUUUUAAAAAAUAUUUAUAUAAUACAUGCAAAAUUAUCAGAAUUAAGCUCUAUAAGAGAAAGAAGCUAUAAACUAAUUCUCAUUGUAUUCUGUAUAAAUUGUAAUUAGUUAUUUCUUCGCCAGAGAUGACUACUUCCAUGACUUAUAACUUUUACACAUCUUUAAACUAUACAUAUAUAUAUGUAUAUAUAUUUUAACAUAUGUAUAUAUAUUUUAACAUAUAUCAUGAAUUUUUUUCUGUCCUGCUUUGUUUCACUGAACAUUUUAAAGAUUUGAACAUUACUGCAUGUGGCAGUAGUGUAUUCAUUUUCUAUACUAUUUCAAGGAUAUACUGCUAUUUAUCCUAUAGACGGAUAUUUGUAUUUUUUUAUAAUUUUAUGUUAAAAUAUUGCUAUAAAUGUUCUUGGUUAUGUC
This is a messenger RNA of Cavia porcellus (domestic guinea pig), 3706 nucleotides long. It is a transcript of the gene Znf567, whose product is annotated as zinc finger protein 567. The transcript has 7 exons. NCBI's taxonomy places the organism in Eukaryota, Metazoa, Chordata, Mammalia, Rodentia, Caviidae. Bases 906 to 2948 code for a protein of 680 amino acids. Gene Ontology annotation, molecular function: RNA polymerase II cis-regulatory region sequence-specific DNA binding; DNA-binding transcription factor activity, RNA polymerase II-specific. Gene Ontology annotation, biological process: regulation of transcription by RNA polymerase II. The record is from RefSeq and is a predicted model, not a curated record.